Morchella importuna is the source of this 1140-nucleotide messenger RNA. RefSeq lists its product as uncharacterized. Gene Ontology annotation, cellular component: endoplasmic reticulum. The transcript has 4 exons. Gene Ontology annotation, molecular function: sterol 24-C-methyltransferase activity. The record is from RefSeq and is a predicted model, not a curated record. Bases 1 to 1140 code for a protein of 379 amino acids. Gene Ontology annotation, biological process: ergosterol biosynthetic process. NCBI's taxonomy places the organism in Eukaryota, Fungi, Ascomycota, Pezizomycetes, Pezizales, Morchellaceae.
AUGACUUCUAACAGACUAGAGAACGAGGACCACAGCCGUGAUGCUGCUUUCAAUAAGGCAAUGCACGGGAAGUCUUCAGAACUUAAGGGUGGUUUCUCUGCCAUGCUUGGAAAGGAUAAGGAAGCCCAGAACGCGGCGGUUGAUGAGUACUUUAAGUUCUGGGAUGGAAAGGGCGCUGGGAAGGAGACGAAGGAAGAUAUGAAGGAACGUGUUGACAGCUAUGCCACGUUGACAAGACACUAUUACAAUCUUGCCACAGAUCUCUAUGAGAACGGCUGGGGCCAAUGCUUCCAUUUCUGCCGUUUUUAUGAGGGUGAAAACUUCUACCAAGCCAUUGCCCGCCAUGAGCACUACCUUGCACACAGGAUGGGUCUCCGCGAGGGAAUGACCGUUCUUGAUGUGGGUUGUGGUGUUGGUGGACCUGCUAGAGAAAUUACAAGGUUCUCAGGAGUCAACAUUGUUGGAUUGAACAACAACGAUUACCAGAUCGACCGCGCAACUAACUACGCAAAAAUUGGGGGUUUGGCCGAUAAGCACAAGUUUGUCAAGGGUGACUUCAUGCAGAUGUCGUUCGAGCCCAACACAUUCGAUGCUGUCUAUGCAAUUGAGGCAACUGUCCAUGCUCCCUCCCUCGAAGGUGUCUAUGGUCAGAUCUACAAGGUUCUCAAGCCAGGUGGUGUUUUUGGUGUGUAUGAAUGGUUGAUGACCGAAGACUACGACGCAACAAAUCCCCGCCACCGUGAGAUUUGCCAUGGAAUUGAAGUCGGUGAUGGUAUCUCCCAAAUGGUUAAGAUCUCUGAGGCCAUUCGCGCCAUUAAGGCUUGUGGGUUUGAAUUGGAGUUCCACGAGGAUCUUGCGCAGAGGCCCGACGUUAUCCCUUGGUAUUACCCGAUUGCUGGUGAUCUGAAAUACGCUCGCUCUUUGGGAGACUUCCUUACUGUUCUCCGCAUGACCAAAGUUGGCCGCGGCCUUAUGCACAAGUUUAUCGGUGGUCUUGAAACCGUUGGUGUCGCUCCUGCCGGUACACAGAAGACCGCCGAUGCCCUUGCAUUGGCUGCGGACUCAUUGGUGGCUGGUGCCAAGGAGAAUCUGUUCACUCCUAUGUACAUGAUGAUUGCCAGGAAGCCCUUAAACGCUUAA